CUCGUAGUCAGUUGAUAAGUUUGAAAUGACAAAAUUAAUGCAGAAAAAAAACUACGAAACCGAGUGUCAAACAGUGUAUAUAAAUAACUUUGAAUUAAUUAAUAGAUUUAUUUUUGUACUUACUUUAUUGUUAGUAUAAAUAAGUAACAUCUAUUUUGUUUAUAGUGUAACUUUUUAUUCACUGUGAUCAACGUCAUGUCUUUUUCAUUUGGUUCCAAUACUACUACACAAAGUACUGCAUUUGGUUCAGCCGCUAAACCCUCCUUCUCAUUUGGGGGUACCAAUACAGCAACCACAAGUACAGCUGGAUUUGGUGGAUUUGGAACCUCUACAACAUCUUCUGGAUUUGGAACAUUUGGGGCACCAACUAGUACAGCUACACCUUUUGGUGGGCUAGGAGCAACUCCAGCUUCAACAGCACCUAGUUUGUUUGGGGGUGCUGGAUUUGGAACUACUGCUGCUAAGCCAGGUUUUGGUACCAGUACUUUUGGUACAAAUACAUUUGGUACUGGUUCGACUUUUGGUACUGGUACAUCUACAUUUGGUAGUGCUGCUCCAAGUUUUGGUACCAAUACUCUUGGUUCCAACACAUUUGGUGGGUCAACUUUUGGUACUGGAUCUACAUUUGGGUCAACAUUUGGUGCCAAACCGGCGACAACUGGAUUUAGUGGUUUUGGAACUGGUCUUGGAGCUAGCACAGCAUUUGGACAACAACAGCAACAAUUACAACAGCAGCAACAGGGCCCGACGACUGCACAUGAAGCCUUAGUGGCUGCUGUCUUUAACUGCUCCGUGUUUGGUGAUGAGAGAGAUCAGGUGCUUGCUAAGUGGAAUUUACUCCAAGCUCAAUGGGGGACUGGUCAAGCUUAUUACAGUCGAAAUGCACCCGCAUUAGAGUUGAAUGAGCAAAAUCCAUUAUGCCGUUUCAAAGCAGUUGGCUACUCUAGACUUGGUGGACGAGAGGACAAGGAUGGCCAUGUAGCGAUGUUGUUUAAUAAACCUGAACAGGAUAUUAAAAAUAAUCAACAAGCAUUAACAAAUUCCCUGUCAAAUUUAUUGGGAAAUAAACCAAAUUUGGUUGUUAAUAUUGAUGCUGUAAAGGCUGUCUCAGAAUCAAAAACUCAGGUGGUGGUAUACGUAGUGGAUAAGAACGCGAGCGGGUGCCGUGUGGGUGCGUCGGAGCUGGGCGCGUUUCUGGGAGCGGGCGCGGCGCGGGCGGCUCUCACGGGCGCCGGGUGCUCCGCCAUCGCGCCCGCCACUACUCCCUCUCCCGCCGUGCGAGCACACCACCUGCAGGCGCCACCGCCAGGUAUGGAUAUGCGGUUAUGGAAGCAGGCACAAGCGGACAAUCCUGAUCCUGAAAAUUAUAUCCCUGUUCCGAUAGUCGGAUUUUCAGAGAUUAAGUUUCGUGCACGCUGCCAGUCAGAAGAAGCGAAGCUCCAGGCUAGCUGGCUGCGUCGCACCGCCGAUACGCUCGCAGAACUGCGCACACGUCGUGCGGCUUCCGGAGCUCGUCUUGCGCAUAUGACUGCUCGUUUGCACGCUCUGCGUCACACGCUACUUCAGGUUAUCUCGCGACAGGAGGUGACGGGCCGUGUGGGCGCCGCCUUAGCGCCGGAGGAGGAAGCUGCGCGCGCUCGGUUUCACGAACUCGCCUCGCAGCUCUCCGCGCCGCCGCUAUAUAACGGUCGUUUGAAUGAGCUUUUAUGCGCUGUUCGGCUUCAACGAAGCGCUAGCGGAGGUGCUGCGUACGAACGUUAUUCCCUGGACCCUGGUGCCCAAGAAGACGUGAAGCAAUUCCUCACAUUACAACAGCGAGGUAUGGCGCAUCUCCUGGAUACAGCUCAGAAAGAUCUCGACGCGCUCAACACUAUUGCUGAUGGCAUGUCCCGGCUCGUGCGUGCCUAAGACCCAUACAACUAUGUUUGUAUCUUAUUUGGAUAUAUAGAACAUGCUUUCUUUCUGAACCUCAUAUUAUGACGUUAGACACCUCGAUAUGGAGAGUGUGUUUCCGUCUAUGAAAAUAAAGGUCGACAUCAAAUUGUUAUAAAUAAUCUUACGCCGGUGCAUAUGGCAGAACUUUAUGUUUGUGAAAUAUUGUUUGCAACGUUGAAUGGAUCAUUGUAAAUUGUUGAAGAUUUUUUUAAAUAAAUAAUAUUAACGAACAUAUUUAACUUGGUUAUCCUUAGUGCCUAUCUACUUGAUACUGGGAUUUAAAGGACUUUCAUUAGUACGAUGCUUAGUGUCCAGUUUUAUAGAUAAUCCUAGAGAUAGUAUGAGAUAGUGCAUUGUGCCUUAAGACCAAUACUCUUUUUGAAGGCCGUCUUUCACCUAUUAGAGGCCCUGGGCACAUUAAGGUAAAGGGACCAUAUUAAUAAAGCACUAUUUUCUUGGAAUAGACAAAGUCAUUUUUGAACAUGACUAGAGAUGUAUAUGGGGAUGCCAUACCUUCAAAACAAACCAGCCAAAAAUAAUUUUAAAAAGUCGUCGUGUGAUGAGGUGUUUAAGUUCUUGCUAGACAUUUAUAAAAAAAUAACAAAAACGAACAAAUUGACCAUAGUCGGUAAGCAUUUGUUAGGACUGAUUGUAUCAGGCGAGAGUAGAGUAGCUAUCUGUUAUGGUUUGGUAAUGGAGUAGGGACUAAACU
Achroia grisella is the source of this 2647-nucleotide messenger RNA. RefSeq names its product probable nucleoporin Nup54. Lineage: Eukaryota; Metazoa; Arthropoda; Insecta; Lepidoptera; Pyralidae. Gene Ontology annotation, cellular component: nuclear pore; nuclear pore central transport channel. The record is from RefSeq and is a predicted model, not a curated record. Gene Ontology annotation, molecular function: structural constituent of nuclear pore. Gene Ontology annotation, biological process: nuclear pore organization; protein localization to nuclear inner membrane; NLS-bearing protein import into nucleus.